Molecule: messenger RNA, 4549 nt
Organism: Saccostrea echinata
Lineage: Eukaryota; Metazoa; Mollusca; Bivalvia; Ostreida; Ostreidae
Exons: 2
Coding region: 16-4344 (1442 amino acids)
Molecular function (GO): DNA-binding transcription factor activity, RNA polymerase II-specific; RNA polymerase II cis-regulatory region sequence-specific DNA binding
Source: RefSeq, a predicted model, not a curated record
CGGAAAUAACAUACUAUGGAAACCGAGUCAACUGAAAUCGACUUCCGGUCCCUGGAGGACGAAUUAUACGAUAAUGAAAUAACACAGAUUUUAACACAGCCAAACACUACAGAAAAGAGCACUUUGAACACGCCUGAACUUCCGGCGGAUGUAGACAGACUGGUGGACCACCUGUCGGUGGAAUUAAAGCAUGCCGCAGAAAAGUUGUUUGAAGUUGAUCCCCUGGGAUCUUCAGAAAGAGACGCGUCAUCGGACGAAGAGGGGUCGUCGAAAUGUAGCAAAACCAGAGACAAAUUUUUAAGCUUGGAAGAUCUCGAAGAAGACAAGGAAGAUUCAUUCAACUACAAUGACGAUCAUUCCGAUACUUUGGACAAAGAAAAUUCUAUUCGCAUGGGUCAACUAUCUGUUGAACUAAAGGAAGCGGCAGAAAAACUUUUUGCGGUAGAUCCACUGGGAUCGUCCGAAAAGGAUGUUUCUUCAUCUGACCAGGAAAUGAGCUGUUCUGAUUCUGAUGUAGAGAGCGAUGGCGAAUCGGAUCCCUUCUCUUUGAAUAAUGACGAUCACUCGCAAAGUAAGAGUGAAAAUUCUGACGACAGCGACGAUGAAAGUGAGGCAGAAGCUGUAAAUUCUUUUAGCAGGAGCAGUUCACCAAAUACUGUAAGAUCAGACUUAAAUUCUGAAACGAAUGAUUUCGUUAGUAAUUGCGAAAAAAGUUCAGUCAUGUGUCAUGUUGCACAGUUGGAAGCUGUAAAUAGCAAUGAAUUGUCAAACUUUGAAGACGAUAAACAGGAAGAAACACAAGAUAGUACUCAGACAAUGGACGUAGAGAUAGCCGAAAAAGUUGUAAAAAAUAGUGCAUCACCUUGUUCAAAGAAUAAUGUUGAAAAUCACGUGGAGAACGGUGAUUUGGACAUAAGCAGCGGUACUGAAUUUAAGUUACUUAUAACGGAUGUGCGAAGUGAACAUGUAGAUUUUCAUCAAAGGGAAGAAGAUGCAACAGAAGACUGUGUAGGAGAACCAGAGCAUCAGCCUGCAACAGAAAUAGAUGUAGCAGAGCCUGCGAAUAAUUCUCAACACAGCCAUAACUCUGCAGCAGAUUCCAAACAUUUGUCCUUUUCCAGUUCUCUUAUAAAUGUGGAGGACAACGAAACCAGCUUGGUGGUUGAAAAUGUGUUCUCCCUUUCAGAUCAACAGAAAGAAAAUGAGUUAGACGAAUUUCCGCAAAAGCAAGAUGAAAAUGAUGUAUGUGAGAACAAUAUCACUUCUCGGUCCCUCAGAGCUAGAAAAGUUAAGAACGAUGUUAAUAAAGUUAACGAACCAGUUCACUUAAAGAAAAAGAAGAGCAUGAAGAAAUCAUCGAAAGAAAAUGUUGAAAAAUGUUUGGAAGGGGGUCCACUGAAAACAGAGUUCGAUAUUGGCAUUAACAACGGAAAAUGCAAGGAAGACAUACCUCCUCUUGUGUCACAUGAUAAAGACACCAAGAGUAUACAAGUCGAGGAUAAAGAAGAUUGUUCACAAACCCCAAUGAAAGAGAGCGAGAAGAUGAAAGCAUAUACGAUACAAGAUGGUCAAUAUAAGUGUCACUUUUGUAGCUGUACUCUGACCACUAAAAGUCGAUUCAAAAUGCACAUGUUGUCACUUCACAAUAAAAGGUACACGUGUAGGCAUUGUGAUAAAAAGUUUCUAAAAUGUCAGGAUCUUGCAAUUCACGUGAAAACAAGACACAGUAACGAACUUAAAUACAAAGUAAGUAAAUCUGGCCAAGUUCAUUCGUUUGAGAAGGAUGAUCGUUCGAAACACAAAGUGCGUCGCAAAAGACCUGCCACUAAGUGUACUUUGACAUUGUCCAAGGGAAAAGGGCAGCUAACUUAUGCAUGUGGGUAUUGUGGUGAAGUAUUCGAGAAACAGCAAACCCUUGCAUGUCAUAUCAGAAACAAGCACGUUUUACCAAAUGAUUCGGGAAAGAUUGUUUACAAGAAAUCGGGGAAAUUUGGGAGAAAUUUGAAAGAGAAAGCGAAGUUCAAAUUAAAAUCUAAACGGAGAGACAGAAAAAAUGGAAGUAGUGUUAUUUAUAUGCCUCCUGUACAAGAUGCACAGAAUGGUGAGUCAUCUUGCGCUUCAGAUAAUGAAAAUCAGGAAGAGGACAGCAUCGAAGUUCCCAGUAAGAGACCUCGCAGGGACACAAAGGCGUCACGUGCAGCAGAAAGUGGGUUAGACAGAAUUGCCCAGCUUCAAAAGGAUUACAAUAUCCGUAUAUCCCACCAGGUAUUCAGGUGUGGUUAUUGUCCGAAAUGGUUUUUUAAGAAAACAGAUUUAUCAAGCCAUCUUCAGAAACACGUGGAUAAUCAAGAAAAGGAGAGAGAAUCAAAGUUUCUGGAAAACCCUGAAGAAGAGAGAAAUGCUGAGAAAAUAGGAGAUUGGGAUUCAGAAAUGAAAAAGAGAGACAAACAUCAAAACUCAAGAUUCUUUUGUAAAUAUUGCACAUCACAAUUUAAAUCAUUAUAUAAUUUGCAAGUCCACAUUGUCCGUCAUCUUGGUGAAGUAUACAAAGAUGAUAUGUCGGAGAAUAAACUUGAAUGCGCAUUUUGUGGGUAUAUUUUUCCUAGCGUUAAUGGUUCCAACAUUGAUCGGAUACUGCGGCAUUUGUUCGAUCAUUAUUCUCCUGAAAACGAGGACAUCGAUCCUUAUGAUUUAUUGGAAUGUCGGUAUUGUGGAGUACCAUUCCUAUCGAACGAAAAGCUUCGCCCUCAUGAAAAUGAGCACAGAAAAUUCUUGGAUGCCAAACGGCGCAAGAAAACACCAAGGAAAUCAGUCGAGGAGAAAGUAAAUAAUGAAGAUCAGGAAGAAAAAGGUUCAGAAUCUGAGAGGCUAAAAAAUUCAGAAUUCAUUGAAGAAGAAAAUCCUGAAACUAUUGCAGCAGACGACCCAGUGCCCUUUACAUGUGGGAUGUGUUCCUCGCGAUUUCCAUCAUCCCAAUACUUGCUUCAUCACAUGACACUUCAUAUGAAAGGAAAGUAUGUCUUUCGAGUAGAGGUAGACAAAUCAAAAACAACUCAGGAAUCACCUAUAAAACGCCUUGUAGAAUCCCCAAAUCGGCCUGUUAAAUCUCUAAUGUUAAAAACUUCAAUUACAGAAAAGAAACCCAAUUCUACUGGUGAUAAGCAAUUAUCAAACAAGAAACAAUAUAUUUCUCCAUUAGUUCAAGAUCGUAUUCAAACGAUGUUGCGACAGAGUAUUUCAUUCAAACAUCAGGAGGAGGAAGAUAAUGGUUCAGUUAGUCCAAAGAAAACCCUGCGCCAAAUCACAAAACCACAGAUUCUUAAAAAAUCCACCGUUCCCUGUGACAGUCCGACUAAAGAUAAUAAUUACAAUAGAAGUAUCUCCGUACAAACUGAAAUUAAUUCAUCGCCGAAAAUGCAUAAUAAUACCCUUACAGCGCAGAAUUCUGGGAAAAGUCAUAAAUUAGUGUCUAUUAUAACAAAACAACCAACUCAAAUUAAAUCGAAAGAUAGUCAGGUACUGUCGUUUAAUCCCGCCACCCCAAAGAAAUCGGAUUCAGAAAUGGGUAAAAACAAACGCAAGCAGACGUUCAAUGUUUCGGACAUAAAGGAAGAUUUUGAACCUAAAAGAACAAAUUCUGCUUUACAAGUGAGUAAAACUGGCAAGCGCAAAUUAUCUUUCACUCGUGAUGUGGAAACGGAGGGGGACAUUGAACUACCUCCUGUUCAUUGUGCCGAGGACCUGUUGGACUGUUCCAGUACGGAAACAGCUGACGGGGAUUUAUCCGAUUCCGUAAAUGGCGAAACAGAAACCUUAAAAACAAAACCCAGUGUUGAGAGCAAAUACAAAGAGGUGAGUUCUUCCGAAUCCAGCCCUACCUCUGAUUCCGCCUCAGACUUUGAGAGAGAUUGGAAAUCGAGAUACUACAACAAGAAAAAGAAAAUUGGCAGGAAGAGAAGAAAGAAAUCAGCACGUAGAAGACUCUCUUCAGCAAAAUUGCCCCCCAAAAGAGAUCAUGCUAAACGGGAAAAUGCGCGUGGAUGGAAGAGAAAAAUUAACUUUGCUAAUGGAAAAUGGUUUGAAUGUUCUUUGUGCCUAUAUAAAUGUACCAUGGAAAAGGAUUACUUGAUGCACGUGAAAACUCACGAGUCCAUUGACCAAGAGGAAAGAGAUCUUGUGGAAUGCAACAUAUGUCAAAGAAAGUUUAUGUCCAAAUGGCAUCUACAGAAUCAUAGGGCUCAGCACAGAAACAAUGAGUAUCAGUGUACGUAUUGUGGGAUGGAUUUUGCUACGUCUAGUGCCAUUGUGACUCACAUUAACGAGGUUCAUGAAUCCGUGGUAUAGCAUGGUGGUCAAUCAGUAGCCGUAGAUCCAUGUUAUAUUUGUAUAAUUGUUACAGAGAAACCACUGUUAAUGUGUUCAGUGUAAUACUGUAAGAUCAACAGUAUGUGUUAAUUGGAGCUUUUUGUUUUCCUUUUUCUUGAUAAACUAUUCUGUUUAAAUUUGUUUAUAUUGAUUCCUGUUUUGAAAAUAUAUUAUUAGAAUUUGA